GGGGGAAGAAGGGAAAAAAAAAAGCGUGAACGCGCCGCGGAGUCUGCGCAUUUCGCUUCAGUCCGAACUUUCGGGAGAAGCGCCGAGGAAGGAGGGGAGAGCAACGCCAUCUUUUCCUGAUCUGGUCCCGUGCAGCGACCCGGGUGUCUUCGGUCCGGCCCGGCUGGCUGAUCAGGUCUGGUUGAGUCCCGGAGGCCGCUGAGAUCGGACCCGGCGCUGAGAUCGGACCCUCGGCCAGACUGAGCUGAGAGGAGGACGGGGGCGGAGCCAUGGCGACCAUGUGGCGCGAGGAGGAUGAAGAGUUCAAGGUGGAGUCCCUGAAACCCGGGUUCAGGCCCAAACCCCGGUUCUCCUACAACGAGGUGAAGCUGCUGCUGGAGGCCGUGAAGAGGAACCGAUACAUCCUGCUCAAGAAGUUCAACCAGGGCGUGUCGGCAGAGACCAAGAAACAGACCUGGGCUGAAAUCACAGACCAGAUCAACGGACUGGGGGAGAAUCACCGGCAGGUGAGGCAGAUCAUGAAGAAGUGGGCCGACCUGAAGUGCGACGGGAAGCGGCGCAUCGCGGCGCUGCGGGGGCCGAACGGAACCAACCUGAAGAAGAAGAAGCUGGGCAACGUGGAGAAGAUGGUGCACCGGAUCCUGAUGAUGAGUCCCCAAGGAGACGGCGACAGCGACCUGGACCUGGACCAGGACUUCGCCCGGCCGUACAGGAAGGGCCCGACGCCGACGUCCAACCCGUACUCCUACCUCAGCAUGAUGGACGGCUCGCAGCCGGCGCCGGGGGGCCGCUUCGAGGUGUCGCCCACCUCCUCGCCCGAAAAGGAGCACGGCGAGCCGCUCCACUCCUCCUCCGACUUCGACCAGGCCGACGACGGAGAACCCUCCAUGGACUUCGACGAGGGCGACUCCAUGUUCUCCUUCCCGCCGGGGCUGGGCCCGCGCAGCUCCAGCGCUCUGGACCCGCUCCUGGACGACAUCCUGCCGCGGCCCAGGCCCGUCUUCACGUACUCCCGGAGCGGGCCGACCCCGACCCCGACCCAGACCUCCACCCCGACCCCGACCCAGAACCACAAGCCCCCCGCCGGCCCGUCCUCCUCCCUGAGCUUCCCCUUCCUCUCCGACUCGGACGCCGCCGCUCCUCCCGACCCGGGCUCGUCCUCGUCCUCGUCCUCCGCCCCGGCCCCGGCCGUGGCCAACGGUACCGGCUCCCAGCGAGAGCCCAAGCCCAAGCCCGGCCCGGUGGCAGCCCCCGCCCCGGUCCCCGUCCCCCCCGGGCCCCUGGGCGUGGCCCAGCUGGCCGCCCAGAGCCUGCAGCAGCAGCGGGCCGGCCGGAUGCUGCUCACCUCCGUGUCCCGGUCCCUGGAGGUUCUGGCCCAGUCCAUCCAGCUGCUGGUGGAGAGUCAGCAGGAGUUUGUGCAGGAGUCGCUGCUGCUGCAGAGAGAGACCGUGGAGAUCCUGAGAGACUUCUCCAACACCGCCCUCAGCAUGCUGCGGGACAAGAAAGAUAGAUAGAUACGAGCCGGAGGGAGGGAAGAAAGAAAGAAAGAAAGAAAGAAAGAAAGAAAGAAAGAAAGAAAGAAAGAAAGAAAGAAAGAAAGAAAGAAAGAAAGAAAGAAAGAAAGAAAGAAAGAAAGAAAGAAAGAAAGAAAGAAAGAAAGAAGCGAGACCGUGGAGAUCCUCCGCGGUCCGUGUAUUUCGCGGCCAUCCGUUUUUUGUUUUGAAAUUACAAAAUAAAAAUAGAGAAAUAAUCCAAAAUAAUCCGUUCCCCAUCUUUUGUUUUGAUAAUAAAAAACGGAAAACGGAUCGUUAUCCAUUAUCCGUUAUCCGAUUUCAUUGAUGUGUUUGAAAAUCGAAAUUGGGAAUUAAAACAGCGAGUGGAAAACUCUUUUCUCUAUUUCCUAUUCGUUUCCAAGGAUACUGAAAACAAGGAUUGGACAAAUGGGGGGAUUGAACAUGCGCAGUAAUAAAUGAAGAAAGUUGUUUCUGGUUCUUUUGUUCAUCAGAUUGAAAAUUAACAGUUUUAGAUUUUUUUAAUGUUGAAACAGAAAAUAAAUCAAAUAUGAAACCUGUGAGUGAAACAUGAGUUUAAUCUGUAAUCUGUCUUCACUCCGUCAUGAAACUGCAGUGAUGUUGUGACAGUCCGUUCAGCCGUUGGAAACGAAUAGGAAAUAGAGAAAAGAGUUUCCACUCGCUGUUUUAAUUCCCAAUUUUGAUUUUCAAACACAUCAAUGAAAUCGGAUAAUGGAUAACGAUACGUUUUCCGUUUUUUAUUAUCAAAACAAAAGCUGCGAAACGGAUGAUUUUUGAUUAUAUCUCUAUUUUUAUUUUGUAAUUUCAAAACAAAAAAAACGGAUGGCCGCGAAGUACACGGACCCUGCGCGACUUCUCCAACACGGUGCUCAGCAUGCUGCGGGACAAGAAAGAAAGAUAGAUAGAUAUGAGAAAGAAAGAAAGAAAGAAGUAUAAAUUCUGUGGGCGGCGCAGCAGCAACCGCGGUUCUGAGGCCACGGCCUCGUCCUGGGCCCGUCUGGUUCCUCCGGACUUCAGAACCUCCUGCUCUCCUCGGGGUCCAGAUCCUCUUAGUGUUUAACUCCUUCAGCAGACAGAACCUACAUGUGUGUGUGAGUGAAUGUUGUGGUUAUUUAUUGAUCCGUCUGGAGGAAACCGGAGUCUCAUCUUUCCCCCCCCGAGGUCCAAACGGGCUUCUCACCCGAGGAAACGAACUACAGCAGCAGAACUACUGAACAAACAUGGGGGCGGCGGCGGCCCGUUAAAGCCUCGUCAGAUCCAAAGUCAAGAGUCGCGUCUACUUUAGCGUCGGUUAGUGAACUUUUCUGAUUUUUUUUUUCUUUUUUUUCUUCCCAUCAAGCAAGUAGUUUUUUGGGGGAGGAGCUAUGAAACCGGGUCAUGACGAGUCCGGGUCCUGUUAAAGCCUCAUCAGAAGUCCAAACUUAAAGGGGACCUAUUAUGGCAUCAAAUACCUACAGGACUGUCUCAGAAAAUUUGAAUAUUGUGAUUUUCUGUAAUGCAAUUACAAAAAAAAAAAAAGUCAUCCAUUCUGGAUUCAUUACAAAUCAACUGAAAUAUUGCAAGCCUUUUAUUAUUUUAAUAUUGCUGAUCAUGGCUUACAGUUUAAGAAAACUCAUUGAUUUGUAAUGAAUCCAGAAUGUAUGACAUUUUUUUAAUUGCAUUACAGAAAAUAAAGGACUUUAUCACAAUAUUCUAAUUUUCUGAGACAGUCCUGUAUGUUAAAGCAAGAAAAAACAGUUUUUCAUAAUAGGUCCCCUUUAACAUCUACUUUACCGUCGGUCAGUGAAAUUUUCUGAUUUCUUCCCAUCAGGCAACUUGUUUUUGGGGGGCGGGGCUAUAAACCUGGGGGCGGGGUCGACGGUUUAUAUGUUUUAUACUUCAAUAAGUCGUCUGUUCUGGAACGUGAGAAAUGACUGAAUUAAGGAUCCAGAGCGACCCGGAGCUCCAGGACGAACGUUUUAACCCUUAAAGUCUCAGAACCCGAACCUUUUAUUGUUGGACUGGUUCCCGGGUGGACGAGUCCGGAUCAGCUCUCAUUUACAUGUACAUACAUGUACGUACACAAAUGCACCACUAGGGGGAGCUCCGACUGCAGUCGGAGGAACAAACCUCCUCCUCUGUUCCUCACCGGUACCAGAACCUCGGAGAACCAACUCUGUCUUGUUCCGACUCCCGGACUCUUCUACUCUGAGGAGCGGAAGUCUCCAGUUCUCACAAAUACUUACAAACUCACAAAUAAAAACUUCAAUUUUUCCAUUGAUGAGUCAGUUUCUCCUCAAAUGUAAUGAUUGUUUCUUUGCUGGAGUUUUGUUUUUGCAGCGUUUCUGACUGUCACCCUCAAGGUCGCCUUCAAGGUCACGCCAGAUCCAUAUCUCAAAUAAAAAUCAAGCUUACUCAUUUAGUUAUUAAUUGUUGACUGUUUUUCUAAUUUUCAGACUUGUGGAAACGGGGAAAGAACUAAUUGUUGUAGUUUUGACUAAAGAUGGCGAACCCAUCUGGUCCCAGAAUAAGACAUAUUAAGUUCACGGUUUUAAACACU
Messenger RNA from Cololabis saira (Pacific saury), 4071 nucleotides. RefSeq lists its product as uncharacterized. NCBI's taxonomy places the organism in Eukaryota, Metazoa, Chordata, Actinopteri, Beloniformes, Belonidae. The record is from RefSeq and is a predicted model, not a curated record. The transcript is spliced from 8 exons. Bases 270 to 1514 code for a protein of 414 amino acids. Gene Ontology annotation, cellular component: nucleus.